CUUCCUGCAAAGAGGACCCUUUACAGUAUUUUUGGAGAAGUUGGUAAAACUGAAUCUGACAUCACCACCUCAUACAUGUAGCUAGCAAGUGGUUUGUUCUUACGCUAACAGAGGAGGAAAUUGCUCCCUGUCUGAUAAGACAACAGUCAGGAAAGGACGCAUGCUGUUUCAUACGGCUGAUUUCCAGAUAUGACCAUGUAUUUGUGGCUUAAACUUUUGGCAUUUGGUUUUGUCUUUCUGGACAUGGGAGUGCUUGUUACAGGGCAAGAUUCCAAUUCUGCUCCUGUUAAUAUAACUGGACUGACUACAACAGACAAGCCCAAGGCUGUGUCUCCAAGUGACCCCUUACCUGCUGGCACCACUGCAUUCUCACCCGCAAACAUCUCUGAAAGAGGACAUGACUCUUCAGAGACCACACCUCCUCUGACUCCAGGCAAUAUUCCAACCCAAGUAUUCCUGGACACUUCCAAUAAUACUAGUGUUCCUGACAUGACAGGUGUUAUAACAACACAGAUGCCUCACCUUCCCACGCACGCAAACUCGCAGGCGCCCUCUGCCGGAUCUGACAAUCACACACACAGCAGCGAGGUUGCACUUACCGCACUCACCCCGACUCUUGGCAGCAAUGAUAUAACAGGUGUCCCAGGAGACGGCAGCACAUUCACCACCUCUCCCGCAGACACUAACUUCACAUCUGUAACCCCCCUCAGCCCUGCACUCAGCAGCCCCACUGCUGACUUACCUUCACGCACCUCCAACAUCAUGACCCGCGAUAACUCCUCAGAUUCCCAACUUACAAGCACUGCGCCAUCCACUCUGGACAAUUCUAUAAGCGCUGACCGUACAAUGAAUUUAACAACCGCAGCUACUACUCCAGCUAAGGAAUCAUGUGAUAAAAAAUAUGCAUCAAUCUCUGUGAAAUACUCAUAUAACAACACAAGCAAGGUUUAUACUGCAGAGUUAAAGACUACAGACAAAGUGAAGUGUGAACCUUCAUGUCAAAACCUAAUUGCAUGUUCCCUUACUUCUGUUAAUAUAUCCGGAGACUCAUGUGUUUCUCCUUCUAAAGUUUUACAGUUAAAAGUACCACCAGAGCCUGAAAAGUUUGAGUUACAUGAUUGUACAGAUCCUGAAGAAGCAAAUACUUCUAUUUGUUUAGAGUGGAACAUAAUUGGUAAAAUUUCCUGUAAGGAGGAAGGUAUUACCUACAAAUUUAACUGUGGAAAUGAAUCCUCUUCUCAUUACCAAAUUAAGUUGGAAAAACUUGACCCUCAAAAAAAUUAUACUUGUGAAUCGGAAGUAUCUUAUUAUAAAUCUAAAUUUAUUGAUAGAAGAAUAUCUAUUACAACAGAUUUUGGGACUCCAGGAAAACCUAUGAAUCUUUCUUGUCCAAAGGAAGCAAACGUAACUGAAGAAGAAAUUACCUGGAAACCCCCUCAAACUGUUUUUCAUAAUUUUACUUUUUGUUAUAAGAAUAAUUCAGAAAGUAACUGCAAGUGUCUGGGACCAAAUGAAACCAAAUAUACUUUGAAACAGUUGAAACCUUAUACAAACUAUUCUAUAUCAGUACAUGCCUACACCACUGGAAAAGUACAACGUAAUGGAAGUGCUGAGUCAUGUAUGUUUCCAACAAAAAUAACACGGCCAGAUGAGGUCAAGAACCUAGUUGUUACCCGGGAAUCAGAUAAUAGUAUAAAAGUGAACUGUAAGGAACCUGAUAACCCUAAUGGCCCCCAUAAAGGUUACAAUUUGACAAUAAAAGGUGGAGGUGAAGAAAAAAGAGAAGUAAACAGGGAGUGCGAUUUCUUCAAGACAGAUCUCCAGUAUUUAACAGAAUACACGUUAGAGGUCUGUUUUUACAAUGGGAAAUUUUGUGGACCUGAAGUUAAAAAGACUAUUCCAACAUCUUAUAAUUCGAAAGCACUGAUUGCAUUUCUGGUAUUUCUGAUUAUUGUGACAGCCAUAGCCCUGCUCUUUGUUCUCUACAAAAUCUAUGACCUGAAUAAGAAAAGAUCCAGCAAUUUAGAUGAACAACAGGAACUUGUUGAAAGGGAUGAUGAAAAACAACUGAUGAAUGUGGAGCCAAUCCAUGCAGAUAUUUUGUUGGAAACUUAUAAAAGAAAGAUUGCUGAUGAAGGAAGACUCUUUCUGGCUGAAUUUCAGAGCAUACCACGGGUGUUCAGCAAAUUUUCUAUCAAGGACGCUCGAAAGUCUUUUAACCAGAACAAAAACCGUUAUGUUGACAUCCUUCCCUAUGAUUAUAAUCGAGUUGAACUCUCUGAGAUAAAUGGAGAUGCAGGGUCAAACUAUAUAAAUGCCAGCUACAUUGAUGGUUUCAAAGAACCCAGAAAAUACAUUGCUGCACAAGGACCCAGGGAUGAAACUGUUGAGGAUUUCUGGAGGAUGAUCUGGGAACAGAAAGCCACGGUUAUUGUGAUGGUCACUCGAUGUGAGGAGGGAAACAGGAACAAGUGUGCAGAAUACUGGCCAUCAAUGGAACAGGGUACCAAGACUUUUGGAGAUGUGGUUGUAAAGAUCAAUGAACACAAAAGAUGCCCAGAUUAUAUCAUUCAGAAAUUGAACAUUACAAACAAAAAAGAAAAAGCCACUGGCAGAGAGGUGACUCACAUUCAAUUCACAAGCUGGCCUGACCAUGGGGUUCCUGAAGAUCCUCACCUGCUCCUCAAGCUGCGCCGGAGAGUGAACGCUUUCAGCAACUUCUUCAGUGGCCCGAUUGUCGUGCAUUGCAGUGCUGGUGUCGGACGCACAGGCACCUAUAUUGGAAUUGACGCCAUGUUAGAGGGCCUGGAGGCAGAGAACACUGUGGAUAUUUAUGGUUAUGUAGUCAAGCUACGGCGGCAGAGAUGCCUGAUGGUUCAAGUCGAGGCACAGUACAUCUUGAUCCAUCAAGCCUUGGUGGAAUACAAUCAGUUUGGGGAGACAGAAGUGAGCUUGUCUGAAUUACAUCCAUAUCUACAGAACAUGAAGAAAAGAGAUCCUCCCAGUGAGCCGUCUCCACUGGAGGCUGAAUUCCAGAGGCUUCCUUCAUAUAGGAGCUGGAGGACACAGCACAUUGGAAAUCAAGCAGAAAAUAGAAGCAAAAACAGGAAUUCUAACAUCAUUCCAUAUGACUUUAACAGAGUGCCACUUAAACAUGAACUGGAAAUGAGCAAAGAGAGUGAGCAUGAUUCAGAUGAAUCAUCUGAGGAUGACAGUGACUCCGAGGAAACCAGCAGAUACGUCAAUGCAUCUUUUAUAAUGAGUUACUGGAAACCUGAAAUGAUGAUUGCUGCUCAGGGACCACUGAAAGAGACCAUUGGUGACUUUUGGCAGAUGAUAUUCCAAAGAAAAGUCAAAGUUAUUGUUAUGCUGACAGAGCUGAAGACUGGCGAUCAGGAGAACUGUGCUCAGUACUGGGGAGAAGGAAAGCAGACGUAUGGAGAUAUAGAAAUUGAUAUGAAAGACACAAACACGUCUUCAGCUUACACCCUCCGUGAAUUUGAACUGAGACAUGGCAAGAGGAAAGAUACCGGAACUGUGUAUCAGUAUCAAUAUAAUAAGUGGAAUGCAGAACUUCCUGCAGAACCCAAAGAAUUAAUCUCUAUGAUUCAGAGCCUCAGACAAAAACUUCCCAUGAAGAAAUCCACUGAAGGGAAUAAGAACCACAGGAGUGUGCCUCUCCUCAUUCACUGCAGGGAUGGAUCUCAGCAAACAGGACUAUUCUGUGCCUUAUUAAAUCUCCUGGAAAGUGCAGAAACAGAAGAGGUGGUAGACGUUUUUCAAGUAGUCAAAUCUCUACGCAGAGCAAGGCCGGGAAUGGUUUCCUCCUUUGAGCAAUACCAAUUCCUGUAUGACAUCAUUGCCAGCAUCUACCCUGCCCAGAAUGGACAAAUAAAGAAAGGCAACAAACAAGAAGAUAAAAUUGAAUUUGAUAAUGAAGUGGACAAACCAAAGCAAGAUGUGAAUUCCAUUAGUCCCGUUGAUGCCGUAGAUAAAACCCAGGAAGAAAACAAAGAGGCUAAAUGUUCUGAACCCAUGAGUGGCACUGAGGAACCAGAAAGUUCUGCCAAUGGUUCUACAAGUCCAGCUUUAACCCAAAGUGCAUAGAAAAAGACAUAAAUGAGGCAACUGAAAGCCUCCUAUUAGCUGUUAUUUCUAAUUUUCUAGAAGUAGGAGAGGAAAAUAGGUAUACAGUGGAGUAAAGCAGUGCAUUGGACCAAUGUUUGUGGGGAACUUCUAUUUUUAAUAUUGUGGGAAAAUAUUUAAGAUCGUUUUCUGAAAAGUUUUGUACAGUCUGUUGGUUAUUUUAAAAUUUUAUCUAUCAUUCAACAAAAGCAGCUUAUUUGCGACCUUUGCACGUAUGUGUGUGUGUGGGAGAGAGAAAAAAAAGAAUUUUCUAGGGCUCUCUAAAUGUUCUUGAGAAGCUUUGCCUUUUUGUUUUCAUGAAGGAUAAAACACACAAUUUUUAAUGGAAAUGUUAACUUAGGUUAAGAGAUUUACUUUCUAAAUCAUAAAUAGUGUGUGGUCUCUCUGUAAGAAUAACACGUACAUUUCUAGAAUGACCUCAAGAUGUCCUCAUUGUCCUACUCAUAUAUAUCUUAUAGUUUACUGUUUUACUUCUAGAGAUGGCAUAUAAAUGUGUGAGUGCAUAGUUACAAGAAAGUUAACUAAAUUAACAUUUGGAAACUUAGACUCUGUGUAUAGGCAUUUAAUACAGUAUUUCCUCAUGCUCGCUUAAUUCAAUUUAAAAUUUCAAGUGAGCCUAUCUUGUUAUCUUCACAUGGUGUUUACAAUUUUGCAACAUACAUUAUUCUCUGUAUAAUAUGUGCAAGUCAUUCCUUAAUGUUUUGGGCCAAAAAAUUAUGUCUGUGAAAUUCAAUAAACUUAAAUAAACAUCUUUAAAAGAAACAAAUAUUAUUUAUAUUUAUAUAUAUAUAUAUGUACCCAAAGGAUUAAAAUAGAAGUGCAAAUUUAUCUGUGAUUAAUAUUUGCAUAUGAAGCAUAAUAUAGCUACUUCUACAGAAUUCAACAUUGAUAUGAGAAAUAUAGUAUUAUUACAUGUGCAUAUUUUCCAUAUUAAAGUCUGUCCCAGAUUUUCAUUGAAGUGCAUUUACUCUGAAUUUCUAAAAUGUUGGACUGCUUUUUAUAAGGAAUUGAUAUGAAUAUAUCACAGUAUAAUCCAAUCAUUAUCUUUUGUUGUACAUAAGACAUUAAAUGUGUUGUAUGUUUAUAUACAUAAUAUGGAAGCACAUAUUAAAAUACAGUUUUCAUUUUAUUUAAAAUA
Molecule: messenger RNA, 5284 nt
Organism: Trichechus manatus latirostris (Florida manatee)
Lineage: Eukaryota; Metazoa; Chordata; Mammalia; Sirenia; Trichechidae
Gene: PTPRC
Product: protein tyrosine phosphatase receptor type C
Exons: 33
Coding region: 190-4107 (1305 amino acids)
Biological process (GO): negative regulation of protein kinase activity; T cell receptor signaling pathway; synaptic membrane adhesion
Molecular function (GO): protein tyrosine phosphatase activity; protein binding
Source: RefSeq, a predicted model, not a curated record